Messenger RNA from Rosa rugosa (rugosa rose), 1494 nucleotides. RefSeq names its product protein ECERIFERUM 26-like. NCBI's taxonomy places the organism in Eukaryota, Viridiplantae, Streptophyta, Magnoliopsida, Rosales, Rosaceae. Bases 74 to 1366 code for a protein of 430 amino acids. The transcript has 2 exons. Gene Ontology annotation, molecular function: acyltransferase activity, transferring groups other than amino-acyl groups. The record is from RefSeq and is a predicted model, not a curated record.
AACUACUACACUCAAGUUUUAGGCACAACGCACAACUCACUUUCCCAAUUUUCCUUUCUCAUUUCUCUACACCAUGGUUUUAGCCAAGGAAGAUAACUUGGUCUACGGCUUCAGGCUUUCCUCGGUUGGGGCGGGGAAGAUUACGGAGCCAGAUACGGUUCAUGAACCAAGUGGCAUAGACUUGGCUAUGAAGCUCCACUACCUAAGAGGAGUCUACUUCUUCAGUAGUGAGGCAGCCGAAGGGAUAAGCGUCUUGAAAAUAAAGGAAGUCAUGUUCGACUGGUUGUGUGCACACUUCCGGGAAAUGGGCCGGUUCCGGAGGUCCGAAUCCUCCGGACGGCCGUAUGUUAAGUGUAACGACUGUGGGGCGAGGUUCAUUGAGGCUCAGUCUGAUAAGACCCUUGAAGAAUGGUUAGGGAUGGACUGGUCUCUCCACAAGCUACUUGUUUCUAACCAAAUCAUUGGCCCUGAGCUGUUCUUCUCUCCUCCUGUUCUCUUCCAGUGGACCCGUUUUAAGUGCGGAGGAGUGUCAGUAGGGCUUAGCUGGGCCCAUGUUCUGGGAGAUGCAAUAGCUGCUUCAGAGUACUUCUUCAAUGGCUUGAGUCGAACCAUGGCUGGUAAGGAGCUUCCUAGGCUACCUUACUCGGAAACAUCCAAAACAAAUAUUCAGAAACGUGAAGGGUCUUCACCACUAGCCCUAAAACAAGUAGAAUCGGUUGGUGACCACUGGAUCACACCCAAUAACCACAAGAUGGAAACAUUCUCGUUCCCCAUCACUCCCACCCAGCUAAACAGCUUGGAGCUCAAGUUACUGGGUCAGAAUCCAAACCCAGCUGAAGAAAUCCCAACUUUCGAGCUCAUUUGUGGCGUAAUUUGGCAAUGUGUAGCCAAAGUGAGAGAAGGGUCGGAGCCGAAAUUGGUGACAAUCUGCAGAAAUGGUACUAAACGUGCGGCUGGGAAAUAUGGCAAUUGUCAGAUAAUAAGCACAGUCGAGGCUGCAGAUGUUGCGGAUGUGGAUCCGAAAAGUUUAGCAGCAAUGCUGGCGAAGCGUGACGAGAGUGACGAGCAAUCCCUCAUCGGAGAAGUGGUGGACAGAGAUAAUGGAGUGUCGGAUUAUAUUGUGUACGGGGCGAACUUGACAUUUGUGAACUGGGAAGAUGCAGAUUUCUAUGGGUUUGAAGCUGAUGGACAUAAGCCAGUUUGUGUGAAUUACAGCAUACAAGGUGUCGGUGAUGAAGGAGCUAUUUUGGUUCUGCCAGGGCCAAAUGGUGAAGGAAGAGUGGUGAAUGUUAUUCUGCCAGAAAAAGAAGUUUUGGGGUUGAAAGCUGAGUUGAGAAAGAGUGAUCUUAUGGUUGAGAUCAAUUAGGGUUUGGUGUGCGUGCUUGGUAUUUUAAUGUUAUGUGUGAUGUCAUUCCAGGUUAAUAAGGCCUGUAUAAUUAUAUGUUAAUGAUAGUGAUAAUAAUGUUAAGCUAUUUUGUUUCUAUUAUUGCAAUC